AUGAGUAACCUUGAGGAUCCACAAGUUGAAUUGCAUUUGCUACGGAGCUGUCAGAGUAUCUGUAAAAUCAAUCAUUUGUUACGUACUGUGACUCCUGCUUUGUUGACAGACCAAUUACGCCGUUUCGAUGUCGGCUUACGUCGAUCUUUGGAAAUCAUCUGUCGAUCCUCCAUUACAGACACAGCAUGGUUGCAGGCUACACUACCUGUACGACUUGGGGGUCUCGGUUUGAGAGAAGCAGUCAAGUCUGCACCAGCUGCAUACGUGGGGAGUUGUAAUUCCACAAAAUUGUUAGUCCAAGAUUUCCUUAGGAAAGCUUGUAAUUCUCUGGCCUCAACAAACGUACACGUUCCGACUUCACUGCUAUUGGAAGAAUCUGAAAGUUAUCUUCAGAGUUGUUCCUUUCUGAAAAACGAACACAGUCAUUUGCUUCUAGAUUUCAACAACUCGACUCAACGACAAAUUCAAUCAAAACUCGAUGCUGAUUUAUUCAAUUGUUUAUUGAACAAUGCCAGCUUGAGAGACAGAGCUCGUUUAAAUUCCAUCAGUACACCCCAUGCGGGAGCGUGGUUGAGGGCAAUACCAAACCCUAAUCUCGGCCUUUCCAUGCUUUCUCAUGAGUUUGUCAUUUCUAUACGGCUCUGGUUAGGGAUUAAGAUGUUUCCCUCUCCUCCAACUUCGAUCCUGUGCACUUGUCGUCAACACAUCGAUCCUUUUGGAGAUCACCUCAUCAGCUGUGGUACAGGUCCAGAACGCACCAGAAGACACAACGCAUUGGCAGAAGUCAUUUUCCAGGCGUUAUUAGUUGAGAAUAAAGACGUGGUAAAGGAAGUGAGAUGCAGUGGUAGUGACGAAAGUCGUCCAGGUGAUGUUUUUCAUCCUGACUUUUUAGAGGGCAAACCAGCUUAUUUCGACAUAACAGUCAGAAACUCAUUGCAGCCAUUGUACGUGACAAAAGCAGCAGUAAGGGCUGGGGCAGCAGCUGAAGCAGGUGAAGAACAGAAGGACACACGUCACGAAGCAAACGUUCUGGCAACAGGUGGUCUUUUUUACCCCUUGGUAUUGGAAACAUUGGGUUUCUGGUCUCCGUUCAGCAUUAAAACGUUAAAAGCUAUUGCAUCUAAAACUUCAGCUGUCAGCGGAAUUCGAUUCCAUCAAGCUUUCCAGAAUUUGACGCAACAACUUUCGGUACAGUUGUGGAAAUACAAUGCAAGGAUGUUGUUCAGAAGAAUUCAACUUGAAGUACAGGACAUUGAUAGUUGGGAUAUACCCACCGUAGCGUAGUGUAGAAUUUGGUAGUUAGUUCUGUUUAAAUGUAAAAGUA
Corticium candelabrum is the source of this 1324-nucleotide messenger RNA. RefSeq lists its product as uncharacterized. Lineage: Eukaryota; Metazoa; Porifera; Homoscleromorpha; Homosclerophorida; Plakinidae. The transcript has a single exon. The record is from RefSeq and is a predicted model, not a curated record. Bases 1 to 1284 code for a protein of 427 amino acids.